AUGCCCCUGUUCCAGAAGCCGGACCACCGAUGUUGUUCACCAUGGUCACUGGACCGCCAACUUGAACCGCCAGCCCCAGGGUCCUCUGGAGGUCGACAAGGUGAACCCGGACAGAACACCAAGGAUUACAAACCCUCGCUACAAAUGGCACGCCCACAAUCAAAUAUGGAGUCGCAACGGAACCUAGGGAACAAUGACCGGCAGGAGCUCAUACAGCGGAUCAAAGAGUCAUCGAACUGGAAGCUUCAAUACAGGGAGCAAAGCAGCGCUGAUGAUACCCACAUGGCCCAAGACACCCUGGGGGAGCCGAAUGAAGAAAGUAUGCAGGAUAACCUGCCUUCAAGGCACAGGAGCGCAAGCCCGGCGAGAGAAGAGUUAGGGUCGGCAGCUGAUAUUCAAAGACCACGAUCUGCUUUGCAUUCAGGUGACUUUAGAGAAGGUGCUACCGCCCAUGAGCCACCGCAGUCGCCAAGGCCCCAUUUAUCGGUGCCAAUUCCUUCUUCUCCAUUUCCUAGUCUUGGUACCUCUCCUACAACGCCAUGGUUUGGCCCCUCUGGGUUUCCAACCCCUACGAGACGUGCACCUGCUUUCGGCGAUGUACGCGAGCAGCCAACCGACGGCGAACUCUGCCUCCAGAGACCUUUCGACACCUACAAGAAAGCCCAUCUGCCAUGCGGGCAGUCAACAUCCAUAUUCCUCCUAGUGAGCGAGACAUUUUUUUUCCAUCCACCGUCUUCGCCUAGGCGCUCUUUGACUGCGGCGUAUAGCCUUCAGCUGGCGUCAACUGCGAGCGCCUCUGCGGACAGACCGAGAAGAUCAUCCUUCAUAUCUGAUGCCUCGCCUAAACCCCAUGCACCCAUGGUUGGCUCUUAUGAAGAAUCGCUGUUGCGAGGCCGUAUGUCUAUGAACCCGUCUAAGCCUCUCGACUUCACGGCCCAAAUUGGUGUUCUAGGGAAGGGCAAGUGCAAAGGGCAUCUUAAAUGCCCUCCGCAUGUCACAGUUCCUUUUCCAGCUGUCUUCUACAGCUAUCCGACCUCAGGAAAUGGUCGGUCUAUCUCAGAUGACAGCCCCAGUCCUUAUGUUGGCCAGAUUGACCUAGAGAACUCGCUUCCCAGAGAAGACCCAAGCACCAGCCGACGCCGUAAGCGUCACUACAGUCCAGCCGUUGCACCCGAAGAGAUAGAUCGCGACGAGGCCGGACCUCCCCGCGUCUCUGAUGCGGAUUCAAGGCGACGCAAGGAAAAGAAGAACCGCAGAGCGGAGUCUCCGAAAUGCCCCCCCAGCGACAUGGAGCCUGGAACGAAGACCUUCAUCCGGCAAAGAAGUUACUCGGCAGGACCGAUAAUCGACAUGCCAUUGAAUGCUCGCAAAAACUUCGGCACCGACCGUCCCGAAGCUUCAUUGAAUCCCACUGAAGACCCUCGGGAUAAGCCGACCUUGCGCUACCUUAUUCACCUCAACAUCUGCUGCCCCUCUCGAGGGCGCUUCUACCUCCAUUCGAGUGUCCGAGUGGUAUUUGCCAACAGAGUGCCAGACGGUAAAGAAAAGCUACGGAAUGAAAUCCAGUUACCUGAGCCCCGGUACACUCCCUACAAACCUACUCGGGAGCUUACAAUCUCUACUUCAGCGAGCACUAGCACUCGCCUCGCGAUCGACCAGGCUUCUCGCCGGCGCAGUGCUGGCCAAAGUACCCUUCCAAUGAUCCGCCCGUACGCCUCGUCUGGGAAUGGCGGUCCGCUACAUUGGACUGCAGCAGAACACAUGGGCCUCAACCAACCGCGUCAACCUCUCAACCAGGCAGAAGCCACCCUCUACAACAAGCUUAACAAGGGCGACGUUGGAUACGGAGGGCAUCUCACUUCGUCUGGGCCGAACAGCGCCGAUACCGGUGAGAGUCUCCUUGCCAAGCGGCUUCGCGGACUAGAUGUCCACAGGCCAGGGGCCCUUGAUCGCCGUUGA
Molecule: messenger RNA, 1959 nt
Organism: Penicillium chermesinum
Lineage: Eukaryota; Fungi; Ascomycota; Eurotiomycetes; Eurotiales; Aspergillaceae
Exons: 4
Coding region: 1-1959 (652 amino acids)
Source: RefSeq, a predicted model, not a curated record